Messenger RNA from Anarrhichthys ocellatus (wolf-eel), 1204 nucleotides. Its product is annotated as phospholipid-transporting ATPase ABCA1-like. The transcript is spliced from 4 exons. Lineage: Eukaryota; Metazoa; Chordata; Actinopteri; Perciformes; Anarhichadidae. The record is from RefSeq and is a predicted model, not a curated record. The coding region runs from base 226 to 975 and encodes 249 amino acids.
CUUUCUUCUACUUCUUCUUCUUCUUCUUCUUGUAUUAGUGUAACAUCAGCUCCUCCUGCUGGUUCCUCGUCUCCAGAGACAGAAAUGUUUCCUGACGGUUGUGUGUGAAUGAGGUUGAAGACAUAAUCUAGACAUAAUCUAAACUUUUUUGGUACCUGUUGACGGUACCUGUUUGGUACCUGUUGACGGUAACGUUUCUCUCUGGUUCUGGUCCAGUUGGCCGGUAUGAAGAGCUGGAUCGACCUGAGGAACGAGAUCUUGUUCCUGACCCAGAACGCCACGUCGUCCCCCAGCACCAUGUACCAGGCGGUCUCCAGGAUCGUGUGUGGUCAUCCUGAGGGAGGAGGUCUGCAGAUCAAGUCUCUCAACUGGUACGAGGACAGCAACUACAAGGCUCUGUUUGGGAACCAGAACAGCAGCGAGGACGAGACCACGUCUCUGUACGACAACUCGUCCACUCCGUUUUGUAACAGUCUGGUGAAGAACAUGGAUUCUAACCCGAUGUCCCGGAUGAUCUGGACGGCCCUGAAGCCUCUUCUGAUGGGGAAGAUCCUCUACACCCCCCACACCCCUGCCACCCAGAGGGUCAUCCACGAGGUAAACCGGACCUUCCAGGAGCUCGGUGUGUUCAGGGACCUGGGCGGAAUGUGGGAGGAGAUGAGACCCAAAGUCUGGAACUUCAUGGAGAACGGAGAGCAGAUGGACGUGAUCAGGACUCUGCUGAAGAACAACUCCACCUCCAGAUUCCUCCGAGCUCAGCUGACCCACACCGACUGGACCGUGGACGACGUCUCCAACUUCCUGUCCAAGCAGGAAGCCGAGACGCCCGGCGGCGCCCUUACCUGGAGAGAAGUGUUCAACGAGACCGACCAGGCCAUCAUGAGUAUCUCCCGCUUUAUGGAGGUCAGUGGUGACGGCUUCAGACUACCUGCAGCUAAACACAUGGUCAGGUUUGGGUUUGUUUUGGACUGGUGAAGACACACACCUCACAGCUCCCUGACAUUGUGGGGACUGUGGUACUUUUCUACAUUGUGCGUACUUCCCUGAAUGGUGCGUACUUUACCACGCUGUGCGUACUUUACCACGCUGUGCGUACUUCACCACGCUGUGCGUACUUCACCACACUGUGCGUACUUCACCACGUUGUGCGUACUUCACCAAGUUGUGCGUACUUCACCACGCUGUGCGUACUUCACCACGCUGU